GUGGUAAGCUAGCCUCCCUAGAAGAGUUCAAAGUUCAGAAGGAGGACCUGAUGGCCAAGUUUGCACAGAUGGAGGACAACCUUCAGCACCAGAGGGAGGACCAUGAGGAACAGAUGUACCAGCUGGAGAGGAAAGCUGUGGUGGACAAGGAUAGGUUAAAGAAGGAAAUGGUUAUGAAGGUCAACCAGGUCGCGGCAGAGUUUCGUAAAGUCUCCAACAAACAGAUGGCAGAGACCACUAAGCGAACCAUCCGGGAGAACGUGUCCAUCAAUGCACAGCUGUCCAAGAUGUCCGACAAGACUCUGGACUUGAUAGCGGAGAACGAUGAGCUGAGGGCGAAAGAGAAGGAUCAGCGGCAGAGAAUCGAGAUGUUGGAAGCCACGGAGAAAGAGCUGGCAAAGAAAAACCAUUCCAACCAGAAGAUCAUUCGCAUGCUGACAGAGAAGGCCAAGCAGACGGAGGCAGUGCUGGCGGAGAUGGAAGUGAGGGAACAGGAGGUUCAGGACAUCGAUGCAGAGAUCAGCCUGGUACGCAGUCAGAACGAGGCCAUGUCACAAGAGCUGCAAAAAAUCAGUGCAGAGCUAGAGCAGAAGGGUGACGAGGUGUCCCUGCUCCAGGAGAAGCUGAAAGACGAGAGGAAGGCCAGGGGGAAACUGGAGCAGCUCAUUCGGGAUGCAGCACACAGCUUACAUAGUACAUUAAGUGGUCCAAGUCCAGAUGACCCAGAGUGGGAGGAACUAUCUGCCCUGCGGGAAAAACGGGACGGAAUGUUGGAGCAACUUCUGAUCCUCCUGAACAGUGCAGCCACACUGGGCCUGGGGCCGCCACGGGGGCCCUUCGGGAAAAACACGUCUGAGGCGUGGAAGACUAAAAGUACCGGCUUCCUUCCCGCCAUGGGCAUGGGUCUGACUAAAGGCUCCAUCACUCUGGGGCCUGUGUCGGGUGUAGCAGACUCGGUAGCUCACUACAGACUAGGAGACCUGGGCCUGGUGCCCAGACAGAAGGACACCAUCUCGUCAGUAGGGCAGAAGGUGGGAGGGCUGUCCAAAACCACUCGCCUGGCACCCAUCAGGUCAUCCCGACCAAAGUCUGUGGGUGUGCAGACUUUCAGUUCACCAAAGGCCAUGUUUUUUGCUGACCAGCUGCUGAAAUCUGGAAAGCCUGACCUGACUUCAAAAAGUUAGCACACAGGAAUCCAGCUCAGCUAAUGUUCUAAAAGUCCUUCAAUUUGAUUAUGUGUAAAUAUCUCAGUUGGAUUUGAAAUACUGAAUUCUAGUGCAGUCACAUUCGUUAUACUUCUAGGUUAACGUUGUCAGACAAUUUUGAUGCUGUUUUAAAGCAGGUUUUGUCAGAACCGAAUGCAGAUGAGACAGUACUGUAACAAAAAUACUGAAUUUGGUACUACACAUGAAUGGUUAUCAAAAGAUUGCUGUCAGUUUGCAAUCAUAUGGUGACCGCACUGGUCGUGUGACUGGGCCCUUGCAGUUAUUGUUGUUGAUAAACGUAAUGCAGUGUUUAUGUACACCAAGAAUAGCAGGACUUUCUGCUAAUGCAUGAAAGGAUACUUGCAGUGAGUUGUAUUUACAGUCUUACUUUCAAUCUAUAAUUAACUAGCCUAAAUUGAGAUACACUCUUCUUGCAGACAAAACCAGGUGAUUUUCAAUUAAAUCUCUCCUAGAAAGUUAUACCAUUGCUUGCAUUUUGCUGCAUUUCAACGAAAAUGUCAACAAGUCAAAUUACAUUAUUCUGUAAGUUUGUCAGGCAACUCUACAUCCCGUGUAAAUAAUAUACAUAUGUUCAUGAGUAUGUUCAUAUUUUUAAUUUUUUCUUUGCUUGUUUUAAAAUAAUAGAUGAGAAAAUGCCAA
Messenger RNA from Branchiostoma floridae (Florida lancelet), 1865 nucleotides. RefSeq names its product cilia- and flagella-associated protein 157-like. Lineage: Eukaryota; Metazoa; Chordata; Leptocardii; Amphioxiformes; Branchiostomatidae. Gene Ontology annotation, molecular function: microtubule binding. The record is from RefSeq and is a predicted model, not a curated record. Gene Ontology annotation, cellular component: cilium; ciliary basal body.